Messenger RNA from Marmota flaviventris (yellow-bellied marmot), 1214 nucleotides. The record is from RefSeq and is a predicted model, not a curated record. NCBI's taxonomy places the organism in Eukaryota, Metazoa, Chordata, Mammalia, Rodentia, Sciuridae.
GCGAGCCCUGGCGCUUUCCGGAAGAAGAUGGCUCAAGACCGGCCUUUACUUGCUGUGCAGGAGGCCCUGAAGAAGUGCUUCCCGGUGGUGGAGGAGCAGCAGGGCCUGUGGGAGAGCACCCUGCGGGACUGCUCGCCGCUCCUGGCCUCCCUCAGCAACCUGGCAGAGCAGUUGCAGGCCGCGCAAAGCGUGCGGUUCCAAGAUGUGCCGGCGCUCCGGGCCUUCCCGGACUUACAGGAGCGGCUGAGGCGCAAGCAGCUGGCGGCUGGGGACGUGGUCCUGGACAAGCUAGGGGAGAGGCUAGCCACCCUCCUCAAGGUGCGUGACACGGUCAGCAGCCAUGUGGAGCAAGUGUUUCGGAUCUAUGAGCAACAUGCAGACGUGAUCGGCCUUGUUGCUGUUCUGCAGCCCUCGGCUGAGAGCCCUUCUGUGGCUGACAUGUUGGAAUGGUUGCAAGAUAUUGAGAGACAUUAUCGAAGUUCGUAUCUGAAGAGAAAGUAUCUCUUUUCCUCCAUCCAGUGGGGAGACUUGGCAGGUAUCCAAGCAUUGCCCAAGGCCUGGGACCAAAUUUCAGCAGAUGAACACCAAGAUCUUGUACAAGAUAUCCUACUGAAUGUUUCCUUCUUCCUGGAAGAAUAAGGAAACUUCACGUUUAUGUGAAGACCAGAAGCACCACAGUUGAAGACUGACAUUGCUGCACUGUGAUAUUUCUAAAGAAACAUCAGCAUAACAACCUGACAUGUUUGAAAUAUCAAUGCCUAAAACCCAAGGACUGGGUCGUGAGAGGAUUGAUGGUAAAUGUCUCUGGGGCUUCUCCAUGCCAGACCGUGCCAAGGGUUCCUGGGCCAUUGCUUGCCCUUCCUGAGGUUCAGGGCAAUGGAGGAGAUAGAGAGAAAGCAGGAAAGGCAGUACUGAUAAACCUGUCUGUAUCAUAAGGACCAAGCAGCAGGGAGGGAAAGGACAGGAGAUAAAGGGCAGAAGUCACCUGUGGCAUUAUCUGAAGCACCAAGUCUGACUGAUAUCGGAUCCUGGCUUUGUGUCUGUACUUGACACCUUGAAAAACGAAAAAGAGGUUUUGAUGAUUUAAAGGAGUAAGGAUAUGGCUGGGGGGUAUGGUUCAGUAGUAGAGCUUGUGUUUGGCAUGUUUGAACCCCUGACUUCAAUCCCCAGCACCAAAAAAAUAAAAAAUAAACUAAGAAGAAAAGAGAGAAGGA